Molecule: messenger RNA, 775 nt
Organism: Saitoella complicata NRRL Y-17804
Lineage: Eukaryota; Fungi; Ascomycota; Saitoellomycetes; Saitoellales; Saitoellaceae
Exons: 2
Coding region: 1-681 (226 amino acids)
Source: RefSeq, a predicted model, not a curated record
AUGGCCAUGAGUCUCGACAGUAAAGUUAUGUGGACCUUCGUCCUGACCAAUCUUUUUGUCCUCGCUUCGGGAAUCAUCCUCAUAGCCCAAGCAUUUGUUUGGCGUGAACGAUGUGCGACACCCACGACCGGGGAUUUAUCACUGAAUCUCAUCCUUGGAAUUUGUCCACUCAAAGGAGCCAUUUUCGCCGGCGCCCUCGUGAUCACCACCUCCCUCUCCGCAAUCUUUGGCCUCCGUCGCACCCCCUCCUCCCGAACCUACCUCAUGGUCCACGCCUACGCCCUCAUCGCCUGCGCCGUCACAACCCUCAUCCUCGGCCUCCUCGUCUGGUUCAUCACCCUCAUCGAACGCGCCGAUAUCGCAAACAUCUGGACCUCCUCUUCACCAACCAUCCAAGCAACCCUCCAAGACCAAUUCAAGUGCUGUGGGUACUGGAACGCGACAAAUCCCGGGUUCGUGCAGAGUCAAGAAUGUCCGGAUGUGAGCACGGCGAGUGGGUUGCCGGGGUGUGUUACGACGUUCGUGCCGGUUGCGGAUUUGGUGUUGAAUCGGUUGUUUACGACGAGUUUUGGGUUUGUGGGGUUGGAUUGUGUUAGUUUGUUGGCGGUAUUGAUGCUGAUUAAGGUUAGGGGAGAGCAGGAGAGGUAUAGGAGGAUUGAUGAGAAGUUGGGAGUUAUCUAAGCUGGGAUUUCUUGGGAUGUGGUCACUUUCUCUUUUUGGGCAGGACCCAGGGUUAUGAUGGGGUUGGGGAUAUGGCGGAGUUCUGCAUCACGUU